Onychostruthus taczanowskii (white-rumped snowfinch) is the source of this 3932-nucleotide messenger RNA. It is a transcript of the gene MTMR1, whose product is annotated as myotubularin related protein 1. The record is from RefSeq and is a predicted model, not a curated record. Gene Ontology annotation, molecular function: phosphatidylinositol-3,5-bisphosphate 3-phosphatase activity. Gene Ontology annotation, biological process: phosphatidylinositol dephosphorylation. The transcript has 14 exons. NCBI's taxonomy places the organism in Eukaryota, Metazoa, Chordata, Aves, Passeriformes, Passeridae. The coding region runs from base 418 to 2133 and encodes 571 amino acids.
UUGUCUUAAAAAGACAGUACAUACUUUUAUGUUCUUAUCUACCAGCACUAACUCUUCUCUGAAAAAGGGAGUAGAUUUUUCAAUUUGUGUUAUGCCAAGUAUCAUUCAAAGGAUGGUGCUAAUAGCUUGGAUUCUCUUCUGUGGAAAAUAGUGUAUGCCAGGAGUGGAAGGUUUUGGAAAGCUAAACUGGAGUUAAAGUAUAUGCUGUCUUUUUAAGGAAAUUUUAAAAAGGGAAACAAAAAAAAAAAAAAGAUAAGAUUCUGUCCUUUCACCUGUUGUCUGCAAUUUUUUUGCUGUUACUUCUCUUUUGCCCUACUGCUGCCUCGUGCAAAGCAGGAGAUUCAGGAUGGACACAAUGGCUAUCAUUCUGAAGCAGAACCUGAUCAGGCACUGCGGGAUGGAAACAAACUGGCACAGAUGGAAGAGGCUCCACUUUUUCCUGGAGAAUCAAUCAAAGUUAUUGCUAAGGAUGUUAUGUAUAUCUGUCCAUUUAUGGGAGCAGUCAGUGGCACGCUCACAGUGACGGACUUCAGAAUGUUUAUCAAAAGUGUGGAGAGGGAUCCACCUUUUGUUGUUGAUGUUCCCCUUGGAGUUAUAAGUAGGGUUGAAAAAAUUGGAGUACAGAGCCAUGGAGACAAUUCAUGUGGUAUAGAAAUAGUUUGCAAGGAUAUGAGAAAUUUGCGGCUGGCCUAUAAGCAGGAAGAGCAGAACAGACUGGAGAUCUUUGAAAACCUUGUAACACGUGCAUUUCCUGUUUCUAAUGGGCUGCCUCUUUUUGCAUUCAGCUAUAAAGAAAAGUUUGCUGUUAAUGGCUGGAAAGUGUAUGAUCCAAUGGCAGAAUAUAAGAGGCAGGGCUUGCCCAAUGAGAGUUGGAAAAUAUCCAAAAUUAACAGCACCUAUGAGCUCUGUGAUACAUACCCUGCUGUUCUUGUAGUGCCAACCAGUGUAAAGGACGAUGACCUCUCAAAAGUGGCAGCAUUUAGAGCAAAAGGGAGAGUUCCUGUGUUAUCCUGGAUUCAUCCUGAGAGUCAAGCGACGAUAACACGAUGCAGCCAGCCAUCAGUUGGGCCAAAUGAUAAACGUUGCAAGGAAGAUGAGAAAUAUUUGCAGACAAUUAUGGAUGCCAAUGCUCAGUCACAUAAACUUAUCAUCUUUGAUGCCAGGCAGAAUAGUGUUGCAGAUACAAACAAGGCUAAAGGUGGAGGAUAUGAAAGUGAAAGUGCCUACCCAAAUGCAGAGCUGGUCUUUCUGGAGAUUCAUAAUAUACAUGUCAUGAGAGAAUCCCUGCGGAAACUUAAAGAAAUUGUUUAUCCUACGAUUGAUGAGACUCGGUGGCUGUCAAACGUGGACUCCACACACUGGCUGGAAUACAUAAGGAUGCUUCUUGCUGGAGCAGUAAGAAUUGCGGAUAAAAUUGAAUCUGGUAAAACCUCUGUAGUGGUGCACUGCAGCGAUGGCUGGGACCGAACUGCACAGCUCACUGCACUGGCCAUGCUCAUGCUGGACAGCUAUUACAGAACCAUCAAGGGCUUUGAAGUUCUUGUAGAGAAAGAAUGGAUAAGUUUUGGACAUCGAUUUGCGAUGCGAGUGGGACAUGGAGAUGAUGAUCACGCGGAUGCCGACAGAUCUCCCAUCUUCCUGCAGUUCAUUGACUGUGUUUGGCAAAUGACAAGGCAGUUUCCUGCAGCCUUUGAAUUCAAUGAGUUAUUUUUGAUCACCAUUCUGGAUCACCUUUAUAGUUGUCUCUUUGGGACUUUCUUAUGCAACUGUGAAAAAGAGAGAUUAAAAGAGGAGGUGAGCACAAAGACUGUAUCUCUGUGGUCCUAUAUAAACAGCCAGUUAGAGGAAUUCACAAAUCCCUUCUAUGUAAACUAUGAAAACCAUGUCCUGUAUCCUGUUGCCAGUCUGAACCAUUUGGAGCUGUGGGUGAACUACUACAUCAGGUGGAACCCCAGGAUGCGGCCUCAGGUUCCAAUCCACCAAAAUCUUAAAGAACUGCUGGCCAUCAGGACAGAGCUUCAGAAGAAGGUUGAGGAUUUGCAGCGGGAAGCUGCCACACGUUCCAUUUCCUCCUCCUCUGACAGAGGCUCAUCUCCUUCCCAUUCUGCCACACCAGUGCACACCUCUGUGUGAUGUGGAACGAAAGCCAUGUGAAAAAAACAGUGUCAGGUAACACAGAGGAGGGUGAAAUGCUUUUCCAUCACUAAAGGAUUGUGAGUGACUCGUGAUUGCUAUGAUCUACAUGCCUUACUCUGUGGCUGAUAUUAUCACCAUGAGGCCAAAAAGAGCUUCAGUAGAUGUGAUGUAUUUUCUUGUUGGCAGUUCCCACAUGUGUUUUGACACUCUAGUUAAGUCACCAAUCGUGAAAUUAAACUUUGUUUUGAGCAACUAACAAUUUAACCAUUCUAAAAAGGAAUCCAUCUGCCAAGCAGACAGAAAAAUGCCUCACACAUUGUCUAGAGUACUAUGCCUGGUUGAGAGAAUCAGAUGAAAUGCCACAUGAUGCUUACACAGAACACAAAAUGUUUUUCUGAAUGGGAGCUCCUUAUUUCACUCAGUAAUAUAUAUAUAUAUAUAUAUUUUUUUUUUUUUUUUUUUUUGCUAGAACAAUUUAUUUUUUUUAGGCAAUGCACUUGGAAAUUGAUUUUAAAGUAAAUGUUUUCCAGUGUAGUCAGUUUUACAUUUUGAACUAAAUAUGCCAUUAAAAGUGGAUGAAGUUGAGCUGGGUUUAUCAAGUACACCACACUGACUUGUAUGAUGUAAUAUAUUUGGUAAAGCAUGUAUUUUAGGUUUUUUAAUGCCUUUUGUACAAGUUGAAAUAAAGUCUUUUGACUGUUUAGCUUAUUGUUCAGUUUCAGCCUCCCGAGCGAGGGGUAAACUUGCUCAUGUCAAGGUCUUGUACAAAGUAAAAGUUUGUUUUCUAGCAAAUGGUAAUAUUUGGGGUUGGAAUGACACCCAGCUGUGUAAAUUGUAUAGUCUGUAUAGCUCCACAUUGUGAAGUGCGUUUUGUUUCUGGUGUACACACAAAAUGCAAAGCUGUGUGCGUUUAUACCCAUGUGUAUGUGAUGUUAAACAUAUGCAUCCUCCCGUGGGUUUAAGCUGUACCUUCAGAAAAUGGAUCCUGCCUGUCCAAACCCUUCUGAGGACCUUAACUUGCAAUGACUUUGUUUGACAAAGUUUUUUGAAUAAUAUGAUAUUAAUUGUUUUUCUUGAAAUAAAGCCUCUUGGCUUUUUGUUUUUUAAAUUCCUACUAGCAUUUUUUCUGUAAUAAUUUAACUGUGUUGUCAUGUUAAAUAUACAUUCCCAACUUUCUUGCAUCUCCCCCCAGAAAUACUCAUAUUGGAGAGAUUUGAUUACUGUGACAUUCCUCCUUUUAGAAAAUUACUCACUGGCAUUCUUGGAAGGCCUAGAAAUGGUGCAUGCUGCAAAUUUUCCCUGGAUCGUUUUCCUGCUGUGUUUCAUGAAAAUCUGGUUCUUCUCCUUAGGAAACUUAAAUAUUGCAGCUCUGCUUUUUGACUCGUGCUUGUAUUGCUCCAGGUUCUGCUGGUGGGAAUUAAGCCCCAUUUUUAAGAGCCAGUUGAUUCUUUAUGGUGCUUGUGGGUUUUACUGACUGUGAGUAUUCAUUUGUUGCUGCACUUUUGUUCCCAAUACACGACGGCUUUUCUGUGUCUCCUUCUCUGCAUUAACUCUACCCAGCACACAGCUAAUGAGCCAGGUGAGCUGCUGAGCACCUUCCCACCUUCAGCUGGAGAGGCUGAAGUGCUGUAUCCACUCUUGCACGUUUACUGUGCAGUGCAGGGUACUUCAACAUGGCCUUUUUACUGUAGCGAAUGCUUUUUAUAAUAAAUAUUCACCUACACAAACACAGUUUGGGAAGGCUUGCAGUGGUGCAUCUCUUAAUCGACUUAAGACUUUUUCUAAAUAGAUGAAAG